AUGGGGGCCUCUCUCUCGACUGAGGCCACUGUGUCUCCCACGGAGAUUAACCUGGGACCACGCCGUAGAGAUAUCCGGCCAGGGUCAUCCCUUGGGGCGCAGGCGGACGACACGGAGGGUCGGCCAUCCGGUCAUCCGGCGGCUGUCGGGGUCAAGCCUCCAAACUCCGGGCAGAAGAAAAAGAGCCGGAACGGAGGACGCCAGGGGACCCAGAAAUGCCGCUUGCUGGGCUUUCCUGUUCUUCCCUACGGCCCCAGUCUGUCGCCCGCCCCGAUUGGGUCUGCCUGCGAUCCGGGGCCGCCGCGAGACCACCUGAUCACCCCGUCUGGGAAAUCCUACCAAACCUUCGCCUCAGGCAACGACACUUCUCGAAGGCUGACGUUGUUUCUGGCUACCGUUCCUGUGGAUGCCCUGGUUUGA
This is a messenger RNA of Aspergillus sclerotioniger CBS 115572, 420 nucleotides long. RefSeq lists its product as uncharacterized. Bases 1 to 420 code for a protein of 139 amino acids. The transcript is spliced from 2 exons. Lineage: Eukaryota; Fungi; Ascomycota; Eurotiomycetes; Eurotiales; Aspergillaceae. The record is from RefSeq and is a predicted model, not a curated record.